Penicilliopsis zonata CBS 506.65 is the source of this 1824-nucleotide messenger RNA. RefSeq lists its product as hypothetical. The coding region runs from base 1 to 1824 and encodes 607 amino acids. The record is from RefSeq and is a predicted model, not a curated record. Gene Ontology annotation, biological process: carbohydrate metabolic process. Gene Ontology annotation, molecular function: kinase activity; phosphotransferase activity, alcohol group as acceptor. The transcript has 3 exons. NCBI's taxonomy places the organism in Eukaryota, Fungi, Ascomycota, Eurotiomycetes, Eurotiales, Aspergillaceae.
AUGACCUCCAUACCUUAUCGCCGCCCAUCUCGCCAGGCGUCUCGCCAAGCCUCGCAGGACCCGCGGAACGAGAUUCUAGUCCAUAUGAAUCACUAUAUUGGUAUUGACGUCGGCACUGGCAGUGCUCGUGCCUGCAUCAUUGAUGAGAAAGGUGAUAUUGUUGGAUUGGCCUCUGAGAACAUUGGCUUGUGGCAGCCGCAGACUGGAUACUAUGAACAAUCCACAAGUGAUAUCUGGCGCUGUAUCUGCAUUUCUGUCCAGCGUGCCAUCAGCCAACACAAUAUCGACCCCUCCACCGUGAAAGGAAUUGGAUUUGAUGCCACUUGCUCGCUUGCCGUGUUCUCUUCAGAAACUGAUGAACCUGUCUCCGUCACUGGCCCUCAUUUUGACACCGAUCGCAAUGUGAUACUGUGGCUCGAUCAUCGCCCUGUUGAUGAGACGGAGAAGAUUAAUUCAACCAAUCACAACUUACUCCGUUACGUGGGCGGCAAGAUGUCCAUCGAGAUGGAAAUCCCCAAGGUUUUGUGGCUCAAGAACAACAUGCCCAAGGAGGUGUUCGAUGAUUGCAAGUUCUACGAUUUGGCUGAUGCCCUAACCCACAUUGCAACUGGUAACGAGAAACGGAGCUUCUGCAGUGUUGUUUGUAAACAAGCAUACGUCCCAGUCGGUGUUGAUGGAAGCGUCAAAGGCUGGCAGGAAGACUUUCUUGAAGAGAUUGGCUUGAAAGAUUUAGUGGACGACGGAUUCAAGCGAAUGGGCGGUGUCGACGGGGUGAAUGGCGACUACCUCAGUGCUGGCGAAUUAGUGGGCACCCUCUGCGAGAAAGCAGCUUCUGAGCUUGGACUACCCGCUGGAAUCGCUAUCGGAAGCGGCGUCAUUGAUGCAUAUGCAGGCUGGAUCGGUACUGUGGGCGCCAAGGUUCAGCUGGCUCCUGAUCAGCUCAGCAGCGAGGUUGCCAAAAACGACAAGUCUCAGGCAUUUACACGAUUGGCCGCUGUCGCUGGAACAUCGACUUGCCAUCUUGCCAUGUCACCAGGCCCGGUCUUUGUACCAGGAGUGUGGGGUCCCUACCGUGACACCAUCUUGCCUGGAUAUUGGAUGGCCGAGGGAGGCCAAUCUGCAACGGGAGAGCUCUUGAAACAUGUCAUUGAGACCCAUCCCGCUUUCAACCAAGCUACCUCAGUCGCCGAGUCAUACCACACCAACAUCUAUGACUACCUGAACGAGCAUCUCAAGGAGAUGGCCUUAGAGCAGCAGGCGCCGACCAUCUCUUAUCUGGGACGCCACUUCUUCUUUUACGGUGACCUCUGGGGCAAUCGCUCUCCGAUUGCUGAUCCAAACAUGAAAGGUUCUGCCAUUGGUCUCUCCAGCGACAAGUCUGUUGAUGGCUUGGCUCUUUACUAUUAUGCAACGCUCGAAUUCAUCGCCCUGCAAACUAAGCAGAUUGUCAAGACAAUGAACGAUGCCGGCCAUGAAAUCACCUCGAUCUUUAUGUCUGGCUCCCAAUGUCAGAACGAUAUCCUCGUCAAGCUCAUUGCAUCUGCCUGUGAGAUGCCCGUGCUCAUCCCGCGCUACGUCCAUGCUGCUGUUUGUCACGGCGCAGCGAUGUUGGGUGCCAAGGCUGCCAGUGCUGAUAGCCAGGGGAAAACCGAGGAUCUCUGGGACAUUAUGGAUCGUAUGAGCAAGCCUGGAAAGAAGAUCGUCCCCUCAGAAAACAAGAAGGAGCUUGCUCUUCUCAAGGUCAAGUACGAUGUUUUCUUGGAGCAAUGCUACAACCAACAAAAAUAUCGAUCGCUAGUAGAUCAAGCUGUGGGUACAUGGUAA